Molecule: messenger RNA, 1979 nt
Organism: Triticum urartu
Lineage: Eukaryota; Viridiplantae; Streptophyta; Magnoliopsida; Poales; Poaceae
Source: RefSeq, a predicted model, not a curated record
ACCUCUUUCAGAAAAAAUUGGGAGCGUUCCUGGGGCCAUACUUAUACUUGUUGGCUUGUCAAGUAGUAAAAUAGAAAACCUGUUGACAGUUGAUAGGGCUGAUAAGACACUUGUGAAUUUGGAGAGCUGUGAAAAAAAUGUUAGACAGAUGGCGGAAAACGGUAGACUGCAACCGCUUCUUAGGCUUCUUCUUGAAGGUUCAGCUGAUACACAAUUAUCUAUGGCUGCUUAUGUUGGGGAGCUUGUUUUAACCAACGAGGUGAAGGUCUUUGUGGCACAAACAGCAGGCUCCGCACUAGUCAAUAUCAUGAAAAGUGGGAAUAGGGAGGCUAGAGAAGCAGCUCUGAAGGCACUGAAUCAAAUUUCAUCUUACGACGUCAGUGCGAAGAUACUAAUUGAAGCAGGUGCAAAUUUUCAGUCCAUUCCACUUGACCACAACAGGCAGACACUGGUAUCUGAAGAAAUUGUUCACAAUCUGCUUCAUCUCAUCAGCAAUACAGGACCUGCAACUGAGUGUAAGUUACUCCAGGUGCUUGUUGGUUUAACUAGUUCUUCUACAACUGUCCAAGGCAUAGUUGAUGCCAUCAAAAGCUCAGGGGCUACUGUCAGUUUAAUUCAGUUUAUUGAAGCACCUCAAAGAGAGGUUCGCAUGGCUUCCAUCAAGCUCUUGAAUAACAUAUCACCAUGUAUGGGUCAAGAACUGGCUGAAGCUUUUCGUGGAAAUUUUAGUCAACUCAGCAGCUUGAUUAGAGUCAUUGCCGACAACAAUGGUAUUUCUGAAGAGCAAGCACCAGCUGCUGGUCUUGUAGCUGAUCUUCCUCUGCAGGAUUCGGUGCUAACCAGACGUCUUGUUGAAGAUGGGGCUUUCACCACAAUAAUAUCCAAAGUGAUAAUGAUCAGACAAGGGGAGAGUCGUGGGGGGCGUUUCGUCAACCCUUUUCUUGAAGGUCUAGUUAGGAUAGUCUCCCGGAUCACAUUUAUCUUGGAGGAUGAUCCAGAUAUCAUUGCUGUUGCUCGUGAAUACAAUCUCACUGCACUAUUUAGUGAUCUGCUUCAGAUGAAUGGUCUUGACACUGUCCAGAUUGUCUCUGCCACCGCACUAGGAAAUCUAUCUGGCCAGUCAAAGCAUCUAACGAAGAUUCUGCCACCUCCCAACGGGGGAUUGUGUUUUUCAAUAUUUCCAUGCCUCAGUCAGAAGUCUGUAGAAACUGGUGUCUGUAGAGUUCAUCAUGGAAUAUGUUCGUCAAGGGAAAGCUUCUGUCUCUUGGAAGGGAAGGUGGUGGAGAAGUUGGUUGCUUGCUUGGAUCACAACAAUGAGAAAGUUGUUGAAGCCUCUCUAACAGCACUGUCCACAUUAUUAGACGAUGGAGUGGACAUUGAUCAAGGUGUGAUGGUCCUGUGCGACGCAGAGGGCGUCAAACCAAUUCUUGAUGUAUUGUGUGAGAAUCGGACUGAGGCGCUGAGGCAGAGAGCGGUGUGGGCAGUAGAAAGGAUCCUUAGGACGGAUGAAAUAGCUUAUGAGAUCUCGGGAAACCAAAAUGUCAGUACAGCCUUGGUUGAAGCUUUCAGGCAUGGUGACUUUAGGACAAGGCAAAUUGCAGAGCGAGCACUAAAGCAUGUUGAUAAGCUGCCCAAUUUCUCUGGGAUAUUUUCGAAGAUCGGAGCACAGUGACCAUGUUAUGCAGAAGUAGGCUAGUUCUCUUAUACCGGUCGCCUGCAGAUCCUUUGGGUUGCAUAAAGAUACGUAACUCAAAUAUUGGCGCAUGCCUAAUCUCACACCAAUCAGUUGCUUUCCCAGCUUAAUCGUGUUAGUACUGCCGCUCUCCAAGUAGUUCCCAAACUAAUCGAAUUGAUAGAAUGGGAACUGAAGGUAUUGUUGGUGUGUAUCGUAUAGUGUAUAUUUCCACCCUGUAUGCUUGUUGUAUCUGUAUUAUUCAGAUGCUCAGAUGCAUAGCAUGAUAUUUUUGUGUGAAUAUCCA